AUGAGUAGCACCCACUUCCCAUCAUGGACCGAGCAGCAGAGCCUAUUCAAGCUAUCAUGUGCUGAUGCAGAGACCUGUAAUCAAUUUUCAGAUAUAGAUAGUAUGCCAUCGCUUCAGAGAACCGAUUCUGAACUAGGUGCAAAGAAGAUGGCCAUUCCUCGACUAGCCGAAGGGGCAGAAUCUGCUUUUACCUCCCCUGGCAGAUUUCAUCGUCGGCAUGUUCGUCGAGCGUGCGAGUCAUGUCGGCAAAGGAAAACAAAAUGCACUGGAGAUAAGUCUGGCUGUCGUAAUUGCCGUGAAGCUGGCAUUAUUUGUUGCUACACGGAUGGUAAACGUGAGAAGUCUAAGCGGCAACUUGCCAGCCUUUCGGCUAAAGUCCAAGCCUAUGAGGACGUGAUAAAGCGACUUAGUAGUCGCUUUGGCGUUUCUGAUGAGCAGUUGGUGAAUAUUGCGUUGACAGCAGGCUCUGCUCCAGAUCUUGCACUUCACUCUGAUGGAAGUGCUUCAAGGGGAGAGAACAAAACAUCCUGUGAUUCUGAACCACCACCUUCUCGAUCAUCUUCAACCACGCCUUUGGAUUUGAUCGAUCAUACGGAGGAAGACUUCAACAGAGACGAAACUGCACGGGCAACAGGAUUCAUUGGAAAGAGCUCUGAGCUCAACUGGCUUCAGAAACUGAGUAGAGAAGUCAACAAUGAAUGCGAGGCCUGGUCUGCAAGCAUGUCAAAUUCAGGUGAUGACAAUGGUCUACCAUCACCUACACUGACUCCUCGACCGGAGAAUCCCGUUGAUCCUUUGAUUGCAGCAUCCAACUACUAUCUCGAUGACCUGGACAUCCCUGGCAAGGAUCAAGUUGAUCCCCACGCUGUUCCAUCGCGAGAAACUGCAACCAAGCUUCUAAAUGCUUACCUCACCUCUGUGCAUCCAUCAUUCCCAAUAAUUGGUAUCUCAACAUUUGUCUCGCAAUUCCAGGUCUUUUUCAGUCAGCCAACCCUAAAACCGGGAAACAAAUGGCUGGCUAUACUCAACCUUAUCUUUGCUGUUGCGGCAAAAUAUGGUCAGCUGACCAACGCAGAUUGGCAGGAAGAGGAAGAUGAUCAUGAGUUGUAUUUUGCGAGAGCCAGAGUGCUCAGUCUGGAGGAUCAGCUUUUGCAUCAUCCCGAUCUCCAGCAACUUCAAGUUGAAGGCCUCGCGUGCUUCUAUAUGAUCUCAUCAGGGCACAUUAACAGGGCAUGGAAACUGUCUGGAAGUGCUGUUCGAGGCGCAUUAGCUCUUGGUUUACAUCUACGCAAUGCGGGCCCUUGCACAUCGGAUACUUCUAAAGAGAUCCGGUAUCGUGUCUGGUGGUCACUGUACAAUGUUGAUCAUCUCCUUUCCGUCAUGACUGGUCGACCAUCUUGCAUCACCGAUGACUACUGCACGACACCUCUGCCUGUUCCCUUUGACGAAAGUGACUUUCAAAAGGAAGAGGUCUCGCAAUUGAUCAGCACUUCGGGUCGUGGUACUUUGAGUCCUCUUGAUCGCAUGUCAUUCAGCAAUAGUGUGGCUAGCUUGGACUCUAAUGCUGACUCGGACACCAAUGAUACGCCUGCAGAGGGUGACACAAAAAUGAUCCGAGCUGAGUAUCUAAAGAGUCUGCCGCCUUGUGUAUCGCUGUACUUUUUGCAGUUGACCUCACUCAAUACUAUCGCCAAGCGCAUGGCAGUGAAGCUUUACAGCCCCGAGGCCUUGCAGUCACCAUGGGCCAGCACUCAGUUCACGAUUCAGAGUUUGAUGCUGGAGAUUGAUUCUUGGUUCAUGAAUCUUCCAUCGGCUUAUGACUUCACCUCCACACAAACCUCGCAAUGUCCUCUUGGUCAUCGAAUGGGCCUUGCUUUCCUAUUCUACAGUACCAAAAUUGGUAUCACUCGCCCUUGUUUGUGUAGACUUGAUCCAUCGCCAGCUGAAGACGAUAAAACACACGAGUUCUGUAGCAAGACAGCCGCUGAAUGUGUCGAAUCUGCAUGUCAUAUGUUGACACUAUUCCCGGAUACCCCAGAUGCAGCGCUUCUUUCUCGGAUCUCUCCAUGGUGGUGUACUCUUCACUAUCUCAUGCAAGCUGCUACUGUUCUUCUCUUGGAGCUUGCAUACAGAGCUCAGCAUGUCCCCGAGAAAGCGGUCAUGGUAUCUAAGGCAGCAAAGAAAGCUUUAGAUUGGCUGUCAGCAUUAUCCAAAUCAAAUCUCGCAUCCGAGCGAGCCUGGAAGCUCUGCAACGGAUUCCUCCGUCGUCUAGCACCACAUGUUGGAAUUGACGUUGAUGAUUUCUCGGGUAAUGACAACGACGAAUCAUCUGCCGCUUCUCUCCUGGAUGCAACAGAGAUCGAAGAUACCGCAAAUCUCGAAGCAGACCAAAUUGUGGACGAUAUUACGUUCGACCCAACUGUAACCCUGCCAACAGCCUCGGUGACAACUUCAGUCGAUACUAUUGCCGCAGAGAUGGACUCCAUUGUGUGCUCGCCAAUGGACCAGUCCGAUACUCCGCUUGCGAUACCUGUAUCUUCGUAUGGCCUCGAGCCGGAUCUACUGGAUCAGUUCAUCAAACCAGAGAAAUCAGUUUCUGGUAAAGGAUCUUAUGAUGACUACUUCCCUUAUGAUCCUGCUACCGGUCAGAUUACGGGUUCAUUUUUCCCAACGGGACCAAACUUGGAUUUUGACAUGGGAUACUCCUGGCCUGAUCCAGUUUGUUAA
Molecule: messenger RNA, 2727 nt
Organism: Penicillium malachiteum
Lineage: Eukaryota; Fungi; Ascomycota; Eurotiomycetes; Eurotiales; Aspergillaceae
Product: CeGAL family transcription factor
Exons: 5
Coding region: 1-2727 (908 amino acids)
Biological process (GO): DNA-templated transcription; regulation of DNA-templated transcription
Molecular function (GO): DNA binding; DNA-binding transcription factor activity, RNA polymerase II-specific; zinc ion binding
Source: RefSeq, a predicted model, not a curated record